Messenger RNA from Drosophila santomea, 2042 nucleotides. RefSeq names its product signal recognition particle 54 kDa protein (gene Srp54k). Gene Ontology annotation, molecular function: 7S RNA binding; GTPase activity; GTP binding. Gene Ontology annotation, biological process: SRP-dependent cotranslational protein targeting to membrane, translocation; SRP-dependent cotranslational protein targeting to membrane. The transcript is spliced from 2 exons. Gene Ontology annotation, cellular component: signal recognition particle, endoplasmic reticulum targeting; cytosol. Bases 174 to 1700 code for a protein of 508 amino acids. Lineage: Eukaryota; Metazoa; Arthropoda; Insecta; Diptera; Drosophilidae. The record is from RefSeq and is a predicted model, not a curated record.
GAAUGGCCACUGGUCAGCAGUCUCUUCCUCUUCCACAUCGACGUGUCGUUUCAGCCAAAAGAAAGUCCAAAUAAAAUAUUGAAUUUAAGUUGCCACUUCGCGCGUAGGCCCGACAAAAUUCAGAAGCUGCCAGUCGUCCGUACGCCAACCCACAAACAAGCACAACCGGCAAGAUGGUUCUCGCGGAUUUGGGUCGCAAGAUAACCACGGCGCUGCACUCGCUCAGCAAGGCGACCGUAAUCAAUGAGGAGGCACUUAAUUCCAUGCUGAAGGAGAUCUGCGCAGCGCUCCUGGAGGCUGAUGUUAAUAUCCGGCUGGUGAAGCAGCUGCGCGAGAAUGUCCGCGCCGUCAUUGAUUUCGAUGAGAUGGCCGGUGGCCUGAACAAGAGGCGUAUGAUCCAGUCGGCUGUGUUCAAGGAGCUGGUCAAACUGGUCGAUCCCGGCGUGAAACCCUACCAACCUAUCAAGGGCAAAGCGAAUGUGGUCAUGUUUGUGGGUCUCCAGGGCUCCGGUAAGACCACCACCUGUACCAAGCUGGCUUAUCACUACCAGAAGCGCAACUGGAAGUCGUGUCUCGUGUGCGCGGAUACCUUCCGUGCUGGCGCCUACGAUCAGGUAAAACAGAACGCCACCAAGGCACGCAUUCCAUUCUACGGCAGCUACACGGAAAUCGAUCCCGUGGUCAUUGCCCAGGAGGGUGUGGAUAUGUUCAAGCGCGAGGGUUUCGAGAUGAUCAUCGUGGACACCUCGGGUCGGCACAAGCAGGAGGAAUCGCUGUUCGAGGAGAUGUUGGCGGUGUCCAAUGCCGUCAGUCCCGACAACAUCAUCUUCGUGAUGGACGCCACCAUCGGACAGGCUUGCGAGGCUCAAGCGAAGGCCUUCAAAGACAAGGUGGACAUCGGUUCCGUGAUCAUUACCAAGUUGGAUGGCCACGCCAAGGGAGGCGGUGCUCUGUCCGCUGUGGCAGCCACACAGUCGCCCAUCAUCUUCAUCGGCACGGGCGAGCACAUCGACGAUCUGGAGCCCUUCAAGACGAAACCUUUCGUGAGCAAACUGCUUGGAAUGGGUGACAUCGAGGGUCUGAUAGAUAAGGUCAACGAACUGAAGCUGGACGGAAACGAGGAGCUGUUAGAAAAGAUCAAGCACGGCCAUUUCACGAUCCGCGACAUGUACGAGCAGUUCCAGAACAUCAUGAAGAUGGGCCCCUUCUCCCAGUUCAUGAACAUGAUACCCGGCUUCUCGCAGGACUUUAUGACCAAGGGCGGCGAACAGGAGUCGAUGGCGCGCGUCAAGCGCAUGAUGACAAUGAUGGACAGCAUGUCGGACAACGAACUGGACAAUCGCGACGGUGCGAAACUCUUCAGCAAGCAGACGAACCGCUGCGUUCGUGUGGCCCAGGGAGCUGGCGUCAUGGAGCGCGAGGUCAAGGAACUUAUUGCUCACUAUACGAAAUUCUCGGCGGUGGUAAAGAAGAUGGGCGGCGUCAAGGGACUCUUCAAGCAGGGAGAUAUGACCAAGAAUGUGAAUCCCACACAAAUGGCCAAGCUCAACCAGCAGAUAGCCAAGAUGAUUGAUCCCCGGAUGCUGCAACAGAUGGGCGGCGUUGGUGGCAUUCAGAACAUGAUGAGGCAACUGCAGCAGGGAGCGGCGGGCGGUUUGGGUGGCCUGGGGAACCUGAUGGGCGGCUUUGGCGGCAAGUGAGCAGGUGGCUAGUAAAUUUAACGAUUUUUAUAUGAUUUUGUUUUCGCGUAGUUCGUAAUUUGUUAGCCAUUUGUUUCCAUUUGUCCAAGACCACAAAAAUUGAUAUGCGAUGUGGAAGCGAAUAUAGCGAAUAUAACGUAUAUAGCGUAUAUAACCUACAUAGAUGUGCAAACAGUUAACAAUUCGGUUUUUGUACGGCUUGGCAGCCACAGUGUCAGUUUUUAUAGUUUAAACAGUUUUCUGUACACGAACUAAUGGAAUUAGCAUGCCUAUCAGAAUACCGUUAUGGCGGUUGGACUAGAUAUAAACAAUAAAUAAAUAAUACAUGAACUUGGCUUUAAA